Messenger RNA from Aspergillus puulaauensis, 1359 nucleotides. RefSeq names its product CaiB/BaiF CoA transferase family protein. The record is from RefSeq and is a predicted model, not a curated record. The coding region runs from base 1 to 1359 and encodes 452 amino acids. NCBI's taxonomy places the organism in Eukaryota, Fungi, Ascomycota, Eurotiomycetes, Eurotiales, Aspergillaceae. The transcript is spliced from 6 exons. Gene Ontology annotation, molecular function: catalytic activity.
AUGAAUGCGACAUUCAAAUUACAGAGGGCAUUGGCUGCCCAGCGCCUUAGCCCUCAACGAUCGACGAGGGGCAGCAUAUUCAAACACGCGACACAAUGGCGCUCUUAUUCAACUCCACUGGCUGCCACCGAUGGGACACUGCCCCUGCAGGGUAUUAGAGUGCUUGAUAUGACACGAGUCCUCGCUGGGCCAUAUUGCACACAAAUUCUCGGGGAUCUAGGAGCCGACGUGAUCAAGGUGGAACAUCCUGUGCGGGGAGAUGAUACUCGAGCGUGGGGUCCACCGUACGCCAAAUACAAGCACGGUGCAGACAAGGAGGGCCCUGGCGAGAGUGCUUACUAUCUCGCGGUCAACCGCAAUAAGAAAUCGAUCGGUCUCUCGUUCCAGCACAAGUCCGGCGUUAAUAUUCUACACCGGCUAGUCAAAGAAUGCGAUGUCCUUGUCGAGAACUACCUUCCAGGAGGUCUCAAGAAGUAUAAUAUGGAUUACGAAACACUCCGGAAAAUAAACCCUAGCCUGAUCUACGCGAGUAUCACCGGGUAUGGCCAGACCGGGCCGUACAGCAACCGCGCUGGAUACGAUGUGAUGGUGGAAGCCGAGAUGGGAUUGAUGCAUAUCACUGGAAGCAGAGGUGGCGAGCCUGUCAAGGUUGGUGUGGCCGUCACAGAUUUAACAACUGGGCUGUAUACGUCCAAUGCGAUUAUGGCUGCAUUGCUCGCGCGAGCACGAACCGGCAAGGGGCAGCAUAUUGAUGCAUGCCUAAGUGACUGCCAAGUUGCAACUCUUGCCAAUAUUGCAAGCUCUGCUCUGAUUAGUGGAAACAAGGAUUCAGGGCGUUGGGGUACCGAGCACCCAUCCAUUGUGCCAUACCGAAGCUAUCCAACUCGCGACGGGGAUAUCUUGUUUGGCGGCGGCAACGACAAGUUAUUCGGCGUGUUGUGCGACCGGUUAGGUCACCCCGAAUGGAAGUCGGAUCCUCGAUUCUUGACCAACAGCGACCGCGUGAAGCACCGACCGGAGAUUGACGGCUUAAUUGAAAACUGCGCCAAGGAAAAGACCACGCAGCAGUGGCUGGAAAUCAUGGAGGGCAGUGGAAUGCCCUAUGCUGCUGUCAAUGACAUCCAAGGGACGUUAAACCAUGCACACGUCCAAGCGCGUGGAAUGGUCACCGAAAUCGAUCAUCCAACAUGCGGUCCCGUCAAAUUAGUAAACACGCCGGUCAAGUAUUCCCAUGCAACCCCUGGCGUACGAACGCCUCCUCCCACCCUCGGACAGCACACCAAUGAGAUUCUUGCAGAAAUGCUGCAUUAUGGUGAAAAGGAAAUUUCUCAACUGAAACAGGAUGGGGUCGUAUCAUAG